Molecule: messenger RNA, 705 nt
Organism: Rhinopithecus roxellana (golden snub-nosed monkey)
Lineage: Eukaryota; Metazoa; Chordata; Mammalia; Primates; Cercopithecidae
Gene: S100A13
Product: S100 calcium binding protein A13
Exons: 4
Coding region: 313-609 (98 amino acids)
Biological process (GO): positive regulation of cell population proliferation; positive regulation of canonical NF-kappaB signal transduction
Cellular component (GO): perinuclear region of cytoplasm
Molecular function (GO): RAGE receptor binding
Source: RefSeq, a predicted model, not a curated record
GUGGAUGGUGCAGGGGAAAGAGGUGGGAAGGAGGUCGUGGGAGGGAUACUGGUUGUCUCACCCCAAGCUGGGCCUUGCAGUACCUGCAGCUGACUGUGCUGAUUGAGCCGGGUCCCUCCCCCAGAGCUGGCUCAAACAGGAAUUCAGGAAGCAGCUUUGGAUGAUCGAACAACUGCGUGCCGGAGUGCGUGACGGGGUGGACAGAAAAGAGAAUGCCUCUUCCAGCCCCACCCACCGCACCCCAGGGGGCUGUCAGCCCUGACAAAGGUCAGAUAGCCCCUUAAGGACAUCAGCUUUGGCCUCAGGGUCCUAAUGGCAGCAGAACCACUGACAGAGCUAGAGGAGUCCAUUGAGACCGUGGUCACCACCUUCUUCACUUUUGCUAGGCAGGAGGGCCGGAAGGAUAGCCUCAGCAUCAACGAGUUCAAGGAGCUGGUUACCCAGCAGUUGCCCCAUCUGCUCAAGGAUGUGGGCUCUCUUGAUGAGAAGAUGAAGAGCUUGGAUGUGAAUCAGGACUCAGAGCUCAAGUUCAAUGAGUACUGGAGACUGAUUGGGGAGCUGGCCAAGGAAAUCAGGAAGAAGAAGGACCUGAAGAUCAGGAAGAAGUAAAGCCGCCUGGCUGGGAUGGGGGUGGGCAGGGCAGGGCUGGUCAGGGCCGAGCAGAACUGCACUCUUCCCAAAUAAAGCUUCAUCCUUGAAACACAA